Molecule: messenger RNA, 6793 nt
Organism: Nothobranchius furzeri (turquoise killifish)
Lineage: Eukaryota; Metazoa; Chordata; Actinopteri; Cyprinodontiformes; Nothobranchiidae
Gene: pvrl2l
Product: PVR cell adhesion molecule related 2 like
Source: RefSeq, a predicted model, not a curated record
UUGUUGUACUGGUUCUGUUUCCCGGUUCAGGUCCGUAGAUUCUGUGUACUGGCUCUUUACCAGUUCCAGACUGGUUCUCAGUUAAAAGUUCUGGUGCCAUUCCCAGCUCUGGUCUGGGUCCUGCUGGUCUCUAUGCUGGUUCUGGGUCCUGGUCCUGCAUACUGGUUCUGGGCUGUCUCUGUUCCUGGUUCUGUAUUCUAGUUCUGAACGGUGUCCUGACUCUGGUUCUAGGUUCUGUAAACCAGUUCUGAUGCGGUUCCCGGUUCCGGUCUGUGUGUCCCUUCUUUAUGCCAGCUUUGGUCUGGUUCUGGUCCGUAUGCCGGUUCUGGUCUUCAGUUUCUGGUUCAGUUCCCAGUUCUGACCCUGUAUCCUGGUUUUAGUCCUGGUUCUGGUCUCUACUGGUUCUGUCUCCCAGUUUUGGACUGUUGGUUCUGGUCCAUAUCCCGUUUCUGGUCCGGAUCCCGGUUCCGUGAGUGGCCCCGCUCGUGCAGCCUGACUCUCUCCUCUUGGUGACGCUCUGCUGACAUCACCGGAGCUCUCUCUCUCCGCUCAGCACCAGAACCGCGGAGCUCCAGACUCACUCCGUCCUCACUUUGUUUGCACGUCGCUCCUGCUGCUGCUGGAACCGAACCGAACCGAGCCGUGAGCCUCGGACUGUCUCGGGCUACCUGAGCGCACUGCGGUCCGGGAGGGUUCGGACUCCUUCCCGCCUCUAACGGGGUUCCGUUCUGCACCGGCUCCGGAUCCAGGAGGACUCAGGCAGCGGGGAGAGAAGUUGGCGGGUCAGAACUGAGCCGCGAGUUCUGAUUGGGCCUGAGCAGGAAUAACCCGGAUCCCGGUCCGACACCUCGGUGUUUGGAUUUUUACGUCCACCUGGUCUCCAGAGCGGAAGAAUGCCCGGAGAUUACGCAGCGCGCUGCCCGGCUUCUCCGGGGACACGCGCCUGGAAGCUGCUGGCAGCCGUCCUCCUCAUCACUCAAGGCGCUGGAGCUCAGAAGGUACGGGUGAAGGAGGAGCUGGAGGCGUAUCCCACGGAGUCGGUGGAGCUCAGCUGCCAGUUCAUCGAUGGAGGAAGUUCCACCAAACUCACUCAGGUCUCCUGGAUCUGGGAACCUGUGGACGGUCAGAGGGACAACAUCGCUGUCUACCAUCCAGUUUAUGGGCACAGCUUUCCCAAUCCGUCCUUCAGGGACCGAGUGGUUUUUCUCUACAACAACCUGAAGAACCCAUCCAUCAGGAUCAACAACCUACGGAUGUCGGACGCUGGACGCUACACCUGCGAGUACGCCACCUACCCGUCUGGAAACGAACAAGGGACCACGUCGCUCAUCAUGCUUGCCAAACCCAGGAACUCGGCCAGAGUGGUGACGGUCCAGGCCGGCAGCAGAUCUUUGGUGGUGGCUCAGUGCGAGGCGGCGGACGCAAAACCGGCCGCCACCAUCAAGUGGCUGGCAUCGGUUGGAGGGAAUCAUUCGACGAGCACCACGAACGGGCCGGACGGCAUCGUGACGGUACGGAGCGAGUACCGGCUGGUCCCCACGGCGGCGGAUAACGGCAGGGAGGUCACCUGCAUGGUGGAGCAGAGGACACAGGAGCGGCCGUGGGCGCAGACGCUGAGGCUUUCUGUGGAGUACCCUCCGACGGUGUCCAUAGAAGGCUACGACAACAACUGGUACGUCGGCCGCUCGGACGCCGUGCUGCUCUGCCUGGCCAACGCCAACCCAGCGCCCACCGCCAUCACCUGGACAUCGGCGUCGGGCCCUUUGCCAGACACGGUGGUGGUGGACGACAACAAGCUGAUGGUGAGGAAGGUGGACGACGCCGUCAACACCACCUUCAUCUGCGAGGUCAGGAACAAGCACGGGGCCAGCCGGCACCAGCUCACCACGUUUGUGAUCGAAGAGGAGAAACGAGAACUCAUCCGAGGCCCGCCAACAGGUGCCAUCAUAGGAGGGAUUCUGGGUGCUCUCAUCAUCAUCUGCAUCACCGUUGGCACCAUCGUCCUCAUCCACAAACGUCAGGAGGACGCAGAAGGGCCCCCCAAGCACAAGCCCCCCCCUCCAGUGAAGGCCGGCAGCUCCACGGAGAUGCUGAACAAGCCGUCAGAGCCGCCCACUGCCGCAGAGACGGCUCCUCUGAGCCCAGGAGAGGUUUACUACGAGCCCACGGGGAGAGAGCCUGCCACAAACCUGAAUGAGGAGAACUCUGGAGCCCGGAAUGGCGGCGCCCCUCCGGUCCUGGACAACUCUGCGGAUGGUCACCACGGCAACGAUUCAUCCAAUCACGGGCCUGCGGUUGCUAAUAUUCCACGUGGCGAGAGCUUUGUCUCUUCCCCCAUGUAUGUGUAACCGUAGCAACAAGAAACCCACCACGACAAAGGUGUGGUUACCGGAGUUACUCAGCACACCUGUCCACCACUGUAAAUGAAACUUUUGGAGCUUUUAACAUCCUCACAGAUUUAGCGUCGGGUUUGAAACGUUUUGUGUUCAGAUUCACCGAAACUUGGUUAAAUAUGAAGAGUUUUUAUUUUUCAUCUAGUUUCUCUGAAGCCUUUGAAAUCAUAUGCAGGCAGCGUAAGAUGAGGCGAGCUUUUAAACCAGAGGUGUUGAAAAACUGGAACUUGUUUGCACCAAAAACAGUCGAAAGCAACGUUUGUGCCAUAAAAUCUCUGAAUGAUUGUUUUUGUGCUGCACCGGAGCUCAGCUGUUUACAGACACUUUAUCUCUAAAUAUCAACAACAGAUAUUAAUCUAGAAUGUAUUAUAAAUUAAUUAUCAUUUCUUCCACUAAAAUACCUUUCACCUUUUUCUCUUUGUGAUGUUUUUGUACAAAUCUGAACUUAGAAAAAGUCCAAAACUUUUAUUUGGGUGAUGUUUGGACUUUUUCCACCUGAUGAACGUUGUUCUGAGUCUCCGACGUGUCUAAGAAAGAUGAAAAGCUCCGUAACUCGUCUGCAUUAUUCUGGAUAGUUUACAGUCGACUGAAGUUCCACUUGGAGGCCAGAGGAACGUUCCAGAAGUCUGAAACACACCUGGUUUAAUGCUUGAAUAACCCAUUCAGCAGCUCACCUAGCUCUGCAGAAGUCUGCUGAUCACCAGCUGGUUAAACCAGGUGGGUCCUGGGGGACUAUUAUGGACACCACUGAUUCACAUGCAUGUAGUGCCAUCCCAUAAUAACUUCAUGCAUGCAAAAUAUUUCAGAACAGCUGAUCACUUUUGAAGCACCAUCUGUCUGAAUCACCCAUCUGCUUCAGCCGGUGAGUCGAUGCUAAACACAGGAACUAUGACAUCACUGCUACGUGAUUGGAUGGUUGAUGGUGCAAGACUCAAACCCACAUGGUGACUAGAAAUAGUGCAAAGCAAGAUUUUAUAUCUACAGCAAAUCAAAAUGCAAAGAAAAAUCAUGAAUAGUUUCUGUAAAAGUCCGAUGAUACUGGGAUAAGGAUGAUGUCAUAAAACCUGGAAACUUCAGGAAAUGAUGAAAACCUUCAAACGUCGUCACUUCGGAAAAAGACGUUGUGUUAUAUCUGGCGGGAGACGCACGCGCAGCGUUUUAGUAAAUGCCCCGAGUAAAGCGGACGAGUUGGUAAACCAGAGCUGAUCGCAUCACGGUGGAACCAAAACGUUAACAUUUUCUCACCGUUUUUAUUUUAAAAGUGGGAAUUUCUGAGUGAGCGGGAGAAAACUCACAGGGAAAACUGCCAUUCCAACACCUUCACUGAAACUUUUACACAUUCUGAAGAUUUUUAGCUACUUUUAAAAACAGCUCAUCUUCAGCCUGAAGCAGAAACUGGUUCACAGAUGUCAAACGGUACCAAAUGAUUCAAAGUGUAAAUAUUACUGAUUAUUAAUAAUAUAUUGUUGGUGAAACGUGUCAAAAAUAAACAUGUGUACCGUAAUUUCCGGCUACAGAGCGCACCUCAUUAUAAGCCACAUGGUUCAAAGCGUGGGAAAAAAGUUGCGGCUUAUAGUCCGGGAAAUACGGUAGGUGUUAUUAGUGCCUCUGUACAGGGGGCGGGCGACUAAAGGUGUUUAUUAUUAUUAUUACUUUACUUUUCAUGAGUUUGUUGACGUCGUGUCUUAAUGCUGAGGUGUUUGAUGAUUAACAGAUAAAUGGUGUGGGUUUUAUUCCUUGUUCAUGUUGCUGUGCAUGGCAUGAUCCGUGGCUUGUUGGAACGCGUUCCCAAUUCAGAUUCUUCAUUUGUGUGAAAAGAUUUCCGAACAUCGGAAAAAGACGCUGCUUUUCUAAAAGCUAACCUGCAUCUCUGCGUCUGUCACCCACAUCCACGGCAGCCCGCCCACAUCUACUUUAAGUUGCUCCUUCUCUUUGGUUUGAACGCCUUUUGUGUUGUGUGGCGCCUCCCCAGGCGCUCUAAAGCUGCCAUCACUGACAUCAAACCUGCUUUUAUUUCAUCCUGAAGCCACAGAAACGGUUCAGAGUCUCCAUGUUGGCUGCAGCAGACGGCGCCGGUUACCAGCGCACCGACGGCGGAUCGCGUCGGGCGGCGCUUUCUGCUCCGUAGACCCGGGAUGCAUCGCUCUCUCUGACGUAACGGUUUCAGACGGGUGGUUUUUGGUUUUAUUACAGAGGUUCUGAUCAGUCAGAAGAAAACAGGAUGAGCCCAGUUUGGAGAGUCUGGGGUCAGCCAAAAUCAGCUAAACACGUCAUAAAUCACGACAGGUCAUCACGCCUGUAGUCUGGUUCUUCGGACGAGGAUAAGAGCCACUGAAAAGAAAGAAAUGACUUAUCUCAGAUUUCAGAUUUUUGGUUUCUGAGAUUUAAGUCAGAAGUCUUAUCUUUUUAGUUUUAGGCCUAGUCCACAUGUAGCCGGGUUUUUAAAAACGAAUAUCCGCCCCUCCAAAAACUCGCAUCCACACCACCUCGAUUUAAAACAAAACUCUGUCCACACGUACCCGCAUAAAUACGUUGUUAAGGACAUGCCAGACCAGUAGGCGGCAGUACUUCUCCCGUUCUUAACCUCGUCCUUCGUCUGUGGUCUUCCGCAAGGAGCAGUAAUUCCUCUUGCAAAAACAAACAAGCAAAAAGCGCUUGGACGAUUGAUAAAGCGAGCGCAGCUCUGAGGGCAUCCAUGUUGUCGGCUAGUGUAAACACAGGUCGCACACGUGAUGUCAGCAUUUUUUUGUCGCGGAAAGUGACGUUGCGGACCUUAAAACUCCGGUUUUGUCUGUCCACACGCAGACACCCAAAACGGAGAAAACGCAGAUCUUCUCUUUGGCCGGAGUUUUUAAAAAGAUCCAUUUUCGUGUGGAUGACAGGCCAAAACGUAGAAAAAUAUCUACGUUUUGGCAGAUCCUCGGCGACGUGUGGACAGGGCCUAAGUGGUCUUAAUCGUCUCCUGUAGAUUCCUCUGGUCCACGUCAGUUCAGAAGUUCGAUCAGCGGGAGUUUUACGCCCGUGGUUCGGAUUAUUCUAUCAAACCCAGUGAGUGAGAGCCUUCAGUCUGCUGAUUGGUCAGGUCGUCUGGGGGCGGGGCUACCAGAUGGUUGUGUGCUCUGAUCCUGAGACAGCUGACAACACGCUCAACUUUUUUUAACUCUUCAGUGAUUUUAUGAGACCUAGCUGAUAGCUCUGGCCACCUGCCUGAAUACCGCCCGAGUAGCGAACCUAGCUAUCACCUCCAGUUCCAGCUAGCUAGGAGCUAAUCAGUAGCUAAUGAUGUCCUUCUGCCUCCCAGAAUGCAACAGGAACCUGCUACAGGAGGGGGUUGGGCUGAAACUAGCAGCAUACGCAUGUCUGUGUCGGGUCGAGGUUGGAUCAUGCUCGCAUUAUAAACUAACCUCCUGGUCUUGUUUCUGGGUCACAGGGUCAGCUACUGUCUUCUGCAACGUAUGGAGACAUACAACGGCCAAAAAAACUAAACUAGUAAAACGUAGUAAAAGCUGUAAGGACCAGUCUGGCUCUGGGAAGUUACAGACUGCUCACAUUUAGUUUGGUCCCUCAUAAGGAUUUUUAUUCAGGCAUUUUCACCCUGCAAGCCGAAUCCGCGCCAUGUUUGUUUUUGAAGUUGCAAACAUUCAAACCCAUUAGGUUGCUCGUCCUUGUUUACUUUACAAAUCGUCUGAGUCUUUUAUAAAGGAUGGUAUUUAUCGUGGAUGCCGGAUAAGAAGGGACUAAUGGUGUAACGUCUUCUUUUGCUGUCUGAUGUCAGGCUCUGAUGUUUUCAUUAAAGGGAAUGUCUGCAUGCUGCAUGGAUAGUCGGGGGGGAACAAAAAGCUAUUUCCAUAUUUUUCAGGACGAGUUGUGCCAUAUUAACGGCUUUUUGACUCACUUUUACGUUUCAGUGUUCGACAAUCGUGUGUGAUGUAUUUUAUAACCCUGCCUCAGAACAAAAACUGUCAUCGGGGGGGCUUAAUGUUUUGGUUCUGCAUUUAUUUCUGCAAAUUAAUUCCACAAAAUGAAUGAAUGUUUAGUUUCCUGCGGAUUAAUGUGUUUGCCAGCGGGCUGCUCUUGAUAGAUUGAGGAAAAGGAAAAAGACAAUCAUCAAGACCCCGACGCCAGCGUUCACUUAUGAGUUUUGGCUCGGCGCCCUCAUUCGGGGAUCGUUUGAUUUUAUCCCGAGUCUUCGGUUUAGUAACGGAGCGUCAUCUAAAGGUUCAGAGAAAUGCAUUUUUCUGCCGUUUUCGAGGACAGACGUGAAGUUUGAUGUUUUAAUAGAUAAUCGUGCAAAGAAGUGUGUUCUGAAGGUUUCGAGCGUGUGUGUGUGUGUGUGUGUGUGUGUGUGUGUGUGUGUGUGUGUGUGUGUGUGUGUGUGUGUGUGUGUGUGUGUGUGUGAA